Molecule: messenger RNA, 3247 nt
Organism: Pundamilia nyererei
Lineage: Eukaryota; Metazoa; Chordata; Actinopteri; Cichliformes; Cichlidae
Gene: ldlrap1b
Product: low density lipoprotein receptor adaptor protein 1b
Exons: 9
Coding region: 428-1462 (344 amino acids)
Cellular component (GO): early endosome
Source: RefSeq, a predicted model, not a curated record
AACCAUAUUUUUGAACCCCCUUAUGAGCAGCCGGCGAUCGGAGGAUCACGUCAGUCGUCGCAGAAGACGCGGGGGGACAGUAGAAACUGUAGGCCGGGUCUUAGAGGGCGUUAUUAACAGGAAUAACACUAGCACCGCCCGUCCGGGCUGCCAGCGCCGCCGCGGCUGCUGUUACUACCUCACCCACUCGCGUGACUCCACAAGUGGGCGUCACGCACCUUAUCCGGUUAAUUUACAUACUAACACCGCCCAGGGGGACGAACAUGGUAAUUUACCGUCGGCUGAGAGCUAGUCGUACGAAGGAGGGGAGAGAAGAACAGCUGAAACAAAGUUUGAACGACAGAGGUUUGUUUUAAACCGAGCGGAGUGUUUCGACACGCACACACAGGCGCUCGUCGGGCUCUUUGCCCCACUUUUGGAUUACGAUAUGGACGCUUUGAAAUCCGCCGGAAGGGCAAUUAUACGGAGCCCCAGCAUCGCCAAACAGUCCUGGGGUGCGGGCAGACAUAAAAAGCUGCCGGAGAACUGGACGGACACGAGAGAGACCCUACUGGAGGGCAUGUCGUUCCAGCUCAAGUAUCUGGGGGUCACGAUGGUCGAGCAGCCCAAAGGAGAGGAGCUCUCAGCAGCAGCUGUCAAGAGGAUAGUGGCAACGGCCAAAGCCAGUGGAAAAAAGCUCCAGAAAGUCUCGUUAACGGUCUCCCCUCGUGGAAUCAUCCUGCGUGACAGUGCCUCAAACCAGCUGAUAGAAAACGUCUCCAUAUACAGAAUAUCAUAUUGCACUGCGGACAAAAUGCACGACAAAGUGUUUGCCUACAUCGUCCAGAGUCAGCACAACGAGACCCUCGAGUGUCACGCCUUCCUCUGCGCUAAGAGGAAAAUGGCCCAGGCGGUAACUCUAACGGUGGCUCAGGCGUUCAAAGUGGCGUUUGAAUUCUGGCAGGCUGCCAAAGAAGAGAAAGAGAAACGAGUAAAGUCGAGCUCAGAUGGGGAAGGAGCCAGCAGCUCUCAGUCGGACAGCUCGGCCAGCCAGGGCAGCCUGAAGGGAGGAGAGGUUGCCACGGGGAAACUUUUGGAUUUGGCUGAGGGAGCGAACGCGGCGCUGACCCACUCAGGAACAAAGCAGACCCAGUCGGAUCCCUUUACGGUGCAUAAUCACGCAACAGAGAACAACAAUACUGUAUGGGAGUUGGAGGACGGUCUGGACGAGGCUUUCUCAAGGAACUUGAAUAUGAAGCACAGGAAACACGAGGUCUUCAGGUUCAAGGUUGACUGGGAAGUCCGUUGUCUCUGCUUAACUUCUGUCUGUACCAUCAACAAACUGGUCAGAGUGGAGCUGGAGGCCGCUGUGACUGAUGCUUCAAUUUGGGCUCCAUCGGCAGGCCUCUCUGAUAAGCGGCGGUGGUCUGCUGUCAAGUUUGCACUCUGCAAAUGUUUACAGCUUUUCAUUUUACUGCCAUAAAGACUCGUUCAGCUUUUUACGACUGCGUUUAUUUCCUUUGGCUCCGCUUUUCAUUCCCUCUUAAUUCUGCAGUGGGCCUCACAUCCUCUCACUUUUCAUUUAGUGGCGGGCGAAUGGGCGGCUCAGUCUCUGUAAUCAAGCACUAAGAGGCCAUUUUAGCCCCGUUAUCAGAUGAUUAUUUGUCUGCACACACUGUAAUUACACCCUAGCACCAUUAGCUGCCCUCUCUGUGAUUAACGAGGAUGCUCCCAGCAUCAGCAGAGAUGCAUCCGCUAACUGGAAGUUCGGAUUCCCUGAGGGAAAGGUCGACUUCUUUGUCUGUCAGGAGGAGCUGAUUGUGCUGGUUGAUGAGGGGUCAGAGCGAGAGAGUGAAAAAAUUAGAGGCAAUUUAUGAGUCUGUGAAUGAGGAUGUCACUGAGUAAUGAAGUUAUUUACAGUUUACAGUUUAGCACGAGGAGUGAAAUAAGCUCCAGAUUAAUGGAUUGUUUACAGCACAGUAAAUGUGACUUUUUAAUCACUGUUCUGUCUGAUUAAGAAACAGCUCGGUAUUAUUUCAGAUUAAAGAAACAGCAGCAGCAGAGAUUAGUGGUCAGAGGGUCUGUAACUCAUUAUUAGGGGCGAGCAGCACACGCACCAUAUGUAGCUGCUUUGCACACAGGCACAAAUUAAGAGUUUCUUAAUGCGUUAAAUAAACUUGUUGUUUGUGAUCCAGGACAUUUGAACUGUUUCAGGAAAGUGUUAUCAAUAAACUUUGUUAGACAGUAGUUAAAAAUAUUAGUCUCCCUGAUGUCGAUUAGUCAAAGUAUUUUCUGGUAAACAUUUUUAAUUAAAAAAAAAAAAAAAAAAGCACCUUUGAGUUGUUCCCCUUUCUUCGCUGUCAGUGAGGUUUAACUUCAUGCUAAAUCUCAGAGGAUAAGUCAAGGUUUUCUGCAUUUUAAAGACAUUUUGCUGUCUUAAAUAAAAGAAACGCAUCCGUAUGACUCUUUUGGAACCUUCCUGUUAUUUAAUAGUUUAUCUUUUAGAUGGCCAUAGGUGAUGUCAGUAAGAAGGGUGUAAAGCUGACAGAAGUACUGCUAUAAGUGCUAAAUUUAUGCCCUAUUGUUUGCUGGAUUGUUCCCUUAAAGGCCCAAUUUUGAUCACCAGAAUGAGCCAAAGUACACAGUGUUGUGAAACUGCAGGAUGUUUCACAGUUCAUAAAGUAACAAGCAAUGCUUGAACUUUUUGUUUCAUUUCUUUUUUUCUCAUGCUCCUAAAUAAUCGUGCUUUUUACUGAGCUCAGAAACCCGCUCACUCUUAAAGUGAGAGCAUGCAUUCAGACUCGGUAACAUUUCCCACAGUGAUGGUUUUUAAAAGCGCGUCUGAAAGAGUCUCAGAGUUCUACUGAAGGGAUGCAGCACCCCUCGUCGGUGCUCGAGGGCAGUGAUGGACGUGUCGUUCCAAAAUCUGUUGAACCGAUCGAGGCCGUCAUGUGGCUUUCACUGCAUUUCAUGUCGCUGUGUUGUCAGCCUCCCAUCAGCACAGCAGUGUUUCCUGCUAGGCUGAAGGUGAGCUCGGUGGUUCUAAACAAAGCUGCCAAGAUGCCCUCACACAGAGUAACAGAGCCACAACAAGCUUUCAGAGCUUUCCUUUAAUUUGUCACCAGCCUGUCCACUGCCUCUGUCAGCUCUGACUGUUGUUGGGAUUUGAGAUUCUGCACUGCCCUCUGCUGGCUGGAUCAGUCCAGUUGCUUUAUAAUUAGGCCUUUCAGGAGAGUUUGUUGCCUGACUUGUGAUGUUUUCUUUGCAC